Messenger RNA from Marasmius oreades (fairy-ring Marasmius), 2724 nucleotides. RefSeq lists its product as uncharacterized. NCBI's taxonomy places the organism in Eukaryota, Fungi, Basidiomycota, Agaricomycetes, Agaricales, Marasmiaceae. The transcript is spliced from 7 exons. The record is from RefSeq and is a predicted model, not a curated record. Bases 508 to 2586 code for a protein of 692 amino acids.
CAAUUUUCAUACCGUACAUUGACUACGACGGCAAGAUUGAGCUCUUGAAGAUGGACAACGACGACGACAGUAGUGAAAAAAUGAGAUGGUUGGGUUUUAUUAAUUGUACUCGGUCAACUGAAACUGACUGAAAACUCACCAAAAAACAACUGUUCUACCUACCUCAAAACUUUCUCCGAUUAUCCGUCGAUAAACACCAUGUCUUCACAUCCGAAUCGAGGGAUACACACCCUGUCUUCACACUCAAACGGGCGCCCACCGUUCUUGAACGAACGUCCCCUUCUUGCUGAAUCGUCCAUCGAUCCAAUACGUGGAAAUGCCCAAACCAUGCGGCUUCCCCCUUUGUCUUCUAUCUAUCAACCACCCGCGCAAAUUUUGAACGCGUGUGCUGGCUUGCCAUUUGACCCAAAUAUUCGUUCAAUGUGAUUGACAAACUUCUCUCGAUUGACGAACACGUCGAACCUGUCCCGUUCGAUACCGACCCAGUCAAAUCAAAAUAUAGCAGGAAUGAACAAUCCUGCUUUCUGCCCACCCACACCGUUCCAACUUUGCAGUCAGAACAAUUCAUUUCCGUUGCGAUCUGCAUACCCUCAGCAGGCAGUCCCAAGUCAUCCAGCCCAUGGCCUGACCCCCCCUAAAGACCUCAACCCUCGCAUGGUUCUCAGUGACUCUACCAUGCACAAUGCCGCUGCUUUGGCACCCAUGAAUGCCCACCCUUCCUCAUUCAAGAGGACUCUGGAUAACCGAGAUCUCAGAAAACCUUCCCUAUUUAGACCAUCUCAACCGGUUAAGGCAUCUAGUCUGCAUCCUCUCCGUUCGCCUUCUCCCUCUAUUGUUCAAGCACAUUCCUCCACUCCGUCUUCUUGGUCUAUCCCUCCCACUGCCCUUCAAUGGGCGCCCAUUCAGUAUGUUGAUAGCGUGGAUGCUGAUGCAUAUGAAUGUAGGGAGCUUCAAAAACGAAUCGAUGCGCAAGUUCGAACUGGGGCCCAGUCAAGUAACACCUCAGUAGAUUCCGCCGAAACCUCGAACCUAGCCACUCCACAAUCCUCUAUUCCCGCCUCUUACCGUCUGUUUGAAUCGCUAACUGUAGGCUUUAGCGGUUCAAAAUUGACUACUGAGGAGUCAACCAUGCCGCCAGCCUCCCCCCCUUUCACCCAUGAUUUUGGUGCGCUACAUUCACCAUCCCACCCAUCUUCUCCUCACCACCCAUCUUCUCCCUCACCUUCUUCACCCGCUUCCAAUAUACCGGCGUCUGUUCUUCCCACUAUUCCACCUGCCAUUGAUCCACUUCCGCUGCCCAGUAUAGAGGGAAUCGGUGAGGAUUCUGUUGGAGAUCAGUCCAAUGAGCAUCAUUCCUUCGAGGUCGAUGCUGUCCCUGCGGCAACUACAUGCUCAAGAAUGGGGGAGGCCGAAAAGGCGUUGAAGGGCAAAACCCGAACGGAGCGCAUCAACACUGCUCUUGUCGAUUACUUGAAUGAUACGGAGCAGCCCGAGAUCUGCAAAAUUGCAUUGGAGCACAAGGUCAACGUUCGAAGGGUCCAGCAGCUACAGGGUCGGGUGACAUCUCUCAAAAAUUGCAAAGCACCCAGUGCAUACAAUGCCGUGUACAGGAAGAAAGCCCAGGAGCUCAACAUAGGUGUCGCUAAAGGCCAUAGGGCAGGCCCUAAGGAAAUUCAUGCUGCUGUCAAGGCUGAUGAGGAGCUUCAAGAAAUACUUCAAGAUCCUGUCCUCUCGAAGGAGCUUCAAGAAGAUAUGGAAGCUACUAGAGACGAGAGGAUUCGCGGUGCGAGAUUCUCCAACAAGGCCGCCGCUACCGACGCAGUCAGAACACUCACUCGCAUUACACAAGAGGUGAAUGAUCUCUCAAGUCGUACAGGUGCCUGCGCCUUUGGUUUUAUCACCAGAGGAGGCUAUGACUCCAGUAUAGAAGGCGGAUUCUUCGCUCGCGGCCCGGUUCAAGAGUUCCUACAGCAGUGUUUCCACAUAUCCAUAUGGGACUUUGUGAGUAUGGCGGAGGGUUUCUUUUGCAAGGAGGAAAAGCUUCAGAGAAAAGGGCCAAACGGCAAAGACAUCAAGAGUAAGCUGGCUCAAAUGAUUACCGAACGCUUUCGAGAGAUAACCGGUGGUAAAGGGAUGGUGGUGAACUAUGUUCACUACAAGUCCCAGGUCGUCGAAAAAUUCAAGGUUCAUAUCGUUGGGUGGCCCGAGAACGGGCCGUCAAUUAUGAGCCCAUACAGCCUACCCAUGGCAGAUGCUCGGAUGAUUUACGACUUGUGGAGGACCAACUCUUGCCAAUGGAAGAAGAUGUCAGCCGCUGAAUACAAGGCCUUCGUUACUGAAAUUAACAAACUUCGCGAAGAUGGAGCUGAUGUGGACCCUCAGCGUACUAAGCGGAGUGACUACGGCGGUACCCAUAAGAGAAAGUAUGCGGAGGACACUGGGGGAUCAAGGAAAAGGCUUAGGACUGGUGGAAGCACAACUGGCAAGGCAGCUUCGGAGAAAUCAAAGGGACACAAGAGUAAGGAAACUAUCUCUGACUCUGAUUCGGGCUCCGAGAGUGGUGAGGAAGAGGGAUGUGUGCCUUAGGUAACUGGCUGUCGCUGACAAGGGUUUUUCUAUGUUUUUUUCAUGGACAGAGUAUAUAUUAUGUUCUUUAUGUGCAUGUCCUGUGUUUUUGAUAGAAAAAGCCUGUCAAUUAGAAGCAAUACACUGUUUCUAUUGUUC